Puntigrus tetrazona (Sumatra barb) is the source of this 5410-nucleotide messenger RNA. RefSeq lists its product as uncharacterized. NCBI's taxonomy places the organism in Eukaryota, Metazoa, Chordata, Actinopteri, Cypriniformes, Cyprinidae. The coding region runs from base 94 to 4503 and encodes 1469 amino acids. The transcript is spliced from 6 exons. Gene Ontology annotation, molecular function: protein binding; ATP hydrolysis activity; GTP binding. The record is from RefSeq and is a predicted model, not a curated record.
AAGGUGUCGCCCUCGGUACAAAAACACCCGAUGAUCUGUUUAUCUGCAAGAGUUUGAACGAGUCGACUGAACAAGGAAGCUUCAUUAAAAGACAUGGAUCCAGUGGGAGUGAAUUCAAUAGAGACUGCAGCUCUAGGAAGACCCUUCCAGCUGGGGAUGCUGUACGACUGCAGGAGAGAUGCUCUAGUACCAGGAAUCAGGCUUUGGACUAAAGAGCAGCUGCAGCAGAACAUAACCACUAAUACACAAAUUAAUACAGUUUUCACAGUCAGUGCUUCAGACUCAAUCGAGGACAAAUCUAAACUGCUGAACAUUGACGGCUGUCUGAAACUGAGUCUUAUAGGUGGGCUCCUCAAUGUGGCCGGAGCGGCCAAUUUUCUCAAAGACACCAAGAAAUCAUUCAAUCAACAGAGACUGACGUUACAUUAUCAUUCAACCACUAAGUUCGAGGAACUGAUCAUGAACCACGUUCCUUCUGGAGAAAUGGCUCAUUAUGACAAUGAUGUAGCCACGCAUGUAGUGACUGCAGUGCUGUAUGGAGCAGACGCCUGCUUUGUGUUUGAUAGAGAAGUUUCAUCAGAUGAAAACAAAAUGGAGAUAGCCGGAGAGGUUAAAGCUGCCCUGGAGCAGCUGAAAGGCAUUUCGUCUGCGGGCAUUGAUGCAAAUAUGAAACUGAAUCGCGAUAAAAAGACCGCUGUCCAAAAAUUCAACUGCACGUUUUACGGCGACUUCCAGCUAUCAUGUAAUCCCACCACUUUUGAAGAUGCUAUGAAGGUUUUUGAAGAGCUUCCCACACUGCUAGGAGAAAAUAAAGAACGCGCGGUGCCUCUGAGAGUUUGGCUUUAUCCUUUGGACAAACUUUUCUCAAGAGCUGUAAAGUUUCAGCAUGAAAUCAGCACAGCUCUAAGCGCAGACAUCGAAUCUGUAAUCGAGAGUUUAAGUACGGCUGAGAUGAAAUGCAGCGAUCUUCUGACAGACACGCCUGCUUUGACCUUUACCGCAUUUCACGACAAAAUCAACGACAUGAAGAAAAACUGCUACCAGUGCAGGCUGAGUCUCAUAAAGAAGCUCGGCUCUCUUUUACCAAAGAUCAGAGGAAAGUUUAUAGAGGAUUCAGCCUUGAUCGAUCUGCUAAAUGAUCACGAGGAAUCUCCGUUUGAAAGAAGCUCUCUCGAACAAUGGCUGAACGAGAAAGAGGAAGAAUCUGAAAUCAUGAAAGCGCUGCUCGCGCAACUAAAGGUUUCAGGAGCGAUGGUGGAAAUCAACCUCAAUAAAAAUUUAAUGGAUUUGGAAGUUCAACAUUUGGUCAGCUACACGUUCACAUCACUGGGCUGGCCAGACGUGCUGCUAUCUGAACAAAAGUCCUACCUGAGCUCCUCGGCAAAAGGAAAAAAUAAAGAGAAAAGCGCUGAAUCCAAACCCAAGACUUGGCUCGCGACUGAAAUCCAAAAGGCCAUGAGGAACAACUUGAGGGUGUUCAAAAGCUUGAUCGCAAAACUCGGCAAAUCAGCCACAUUUAUUGUUGCGUCAAAGGAAAUUGAAAAUAAUCCGGGUUCCUGUAUACUUCUGUUUGAAAAUGAAUCCAAUGAAGCCGUUUGCUUCACUCCUCCGUCGAAACCAGACUGUCCGACUGCUGAAGAUGUCAGAAGUAGGCAAGUGGUGUUCAAAGUGUCUCCAGCGUGUCCGGCUACAGAGGAGCUCAGAUUAAUGUAUAAAAUGAAGGAGGAGGCAGACUGGAGAUCUCAAACUGUGUCGAAGAACCAGAACACAGUGACUCUGACUGAUCUCAGACCAGAUACUGAAUACAGUAUUAAAUGCGCAGCGGUGGGAAAACUCAACUACACCGUAGAGAGUGAUGUGAUGCGCCUCACAGUCAUAAACCAGCAUCUCAUCAAAGCCAAAGAGUCUGCGAUUGAAAAUCUCAGUUGGACUGAAAGCAAGUGCAGUUUACUUUUGGCAAACACCAACGAAACGACCUUUACUGCACUUUAUAAGAAAAUACAAGAAAUGCAGCAAAGCUGUGAAACGUACAGACAAGAUUUCAGUGAGCGGAUUAAAUCUGCGAUCCAGUCGAUUAAAGCUUGUGAGAAAGAGUCUAGUGCUCUGAAGGAUCUUCUGCAAGCUCACGACGAGUCUCCAUUUAAUGAGAAGAGUCUAAAAGAGUGGAUCGCAGUGAAAGAAAAAGAAUCGAACACCGUUAAUGAGUUCCUUCAGCAGCUACAGGGUCUUGGAGCCGAGGUGAACGGAAGCUUAGACUCGUAUCUGUCAGAUAUUCAGGUGGAGAAUGUGUUUUGUUUCGCUUUCAGCUCUCUCGGGGAGCCGGAUGAGUUACUCGCUGAGCAAGAAAAUUACACGAAUGCUCAAACAACGAGAAACCCGAAGGAGACACCUGCUGUAGCAUCUCGAUCGUGGCUCACUGGAGGCGUCAGGGAGAAGAUGAGAGAAGAUCUGAAAGCAUUUAAAGAGCUGAUGACGGCACACGGCAAGCAAAGCACUAAAUUUAUGGUUUCCACGAAAGACCACCAAAAGCAUCCAGGUUCCUGUAUUCUUGUGUACGGAAAUGGAUGCAAUGAGGAGGUUUGCUUCAUUCCUCCAUCAAAACCAGAAAGUCCAGUCACUGAAGAUGUCCAAAGUAAGCAAGUAAUGCUAAAAGUGUCUCCAGGGUGUUCUGCUACAGAGGAGCUCAGAUUAAUGUAUAAAAUGAAGGAGGAGGCAGACUGGAGAUCUCAAACUGUGUGGAAGAACCAGAACACAGUGACUCUGACUGAUCUCAGACCAGAUACUGAAUACAGUAUUAAAUGCGCAGCGGUGGGAAAACUCAACUACACCGUAGAAUCCGAUGUCACUUCAGUUAUCACAAAGGCAAAUCGCCAACAAGACGCCAACAAGACGCCAACACUAUGUAAUAUGGCGAAGCCAAAAAUCCAGAGGCCCUGGUCGAAGGAAAAACAUUACGAGCUCAUCGAGAAAAGCACCAUAAUUGAAGAAAGAAAUCCUGCCCGAUACCGUCUAAAACUGAUUACACAUGAUUUGGACCCGUCUGAACCAUACAGAAAAAUGACCUUUGGUGAGAGAGACUUGAAGAAACCUCAUAAAACCAUUCUGAUGGUUGGAGAAACAGGAACAGGAAAAACAACCCUCAUCAAUGCUGUAGUCAACUACAUGUUGGGCGUAAAGAGAGAAGACAAGGUUUGGUUUGAGAUCACAGAUGAUGAAGAUCACAGCUCGACAGCCUUCAUCACUGUUUAUGGUGUUUAUGACCAAAAGAUUCCAGAAGAUUUAACAAUCAUUGACACGCCAGGAUAUGGAAAUGCCCACGGUAUCAACUCUGACAAAGAGCUUGCCGUGAACUUGCUUCGCUUGUUUCAAAACGAAAUAGAUGAAGUAGAUGCAGUGUGUUUAGUUAUUGACGCAUCUCAAACCCGACUCUCCGACAGACAAAUCUACAUAUUUGAUGCAGUGCAGUCUUUAUUUGGAAGAGAUGUUGCUGAAAACAUCGUCUUGCUCUUCACACACUCAACAGGAGCUCACCCUAAAAAUGCCCUGACGGCCGUAAAAGAGGCUAAAAUCAAGUGUGCGGUAAACGACAAGAAGGAGCCGGUGUAUUUCCUGUUUGACAACUGUCAGUCAACGCCCUUUGAUGAAAGAUAUGAAACCAUCCAGGAGCAAUCAUGGAAACUCAGUCACAAUGGAAUGAUGAGCUUUUUCAAGUUUCUAGAAAACAUAAAGCCGAAACAACUGAAGAUGACUCGAGAUGUUUUGAAGAAACGGAAGCAGCUGGAGGCGAAUGUCUCCAAUCUACAGCUGCGUAUUCAAGCGAUGGACCAAAAGCAAAAUGAGCUGAAACAAACUCAAGAAGCUCUGGAGAAGAACAGGAAAUAUGUAGAAGAUAAUAAUGACUUUGAGUAUGAAGCUGAAGUUUCAUAUAAAGAGAAGGUUCCUCUUAGUUUAGAAUUUUGGCACUUGACUAAAGAGGCGACCUGCUGCAGCGUCUGUGAGGAGAACUGUCAUUACCCAGGAUGCUGGUGGGUCAGAGAUCUCUCAUGGUGUAGCGUGAUGAGAAAGAAUCACUGUACAGUGUGCACUAAUAGAUGCCACUACAGCAAACACGUCAAAGAAGCCAAAAUAUACGUGGCAAAGACAAGGACAGAGAAGAGGACGUAUGAAGAUUUAAAGAAGGAAUAUGACGGUAAGAUUGGAGACUGUGUGUCUUUGGUGAAGAAACUGGAAGAAGAACUGCAUGAAUUAGAAAAAGAGAAAAUAAUGCUGUUAAGUGAAGCGUAUUACUCUGUGGAAACUCUGGAGACCAUCGCGCUCAACACUGACUCUCUGCUCACACUCCUGCACAUUGACUUUCUGAUUGUGAAGUUGAAGGAAAUCAACGAGCCUCAAAAGGCCGAAACACUGGAGAACAUCAAGAAGAGAGCGGGAGAAGAAAAUACCGGAGCACUGGGAUACAUAAAAUGUUUCAUAAAAAGAUUUUCGUCAAUGAAAUCACAGUAAUCAUCUUUUUUGUUUAAUACGAAUGAAACUGAAAUGUACAAACGUUACAAUAAUUACUAAGAUAUAUAAAAAGGCACUUUAUGCGAUAGUCCGCUUUAAACGUUCUAUAAGUCAACAUUCAAAUAAUUAUAUUGAAUGAGUAGAAGAUCAGGGACUGUCAGGUUUAAAAUGGAUUAAUUACAUGGCAUGCUGACUAUGAUUUUGUCCUAGCAUUUUGGAGAGAAUAAAUUUAUUUAAUAGAAAUACUUUAGUUUGUACGUUUUUUGUGAUAACGUCAAUACAGUGUGUAACCCCUGGUGCUAUUGGUGCACUUUAGUUACUAUUUGAAGAACACUGUAAUGGACCAGUCAAUGUACUAGGUUCGCUACAGGAGGGCAAGAAUCAGUUAAAGCACAUUAAUAAAUAGGCAGACCAGGAGAAUGACUUUAAAGUGUCUUUUAGUUGAGUUUAAUUAAAUGAAAAAUAUGAAAUGAAAUGACAAUAAGGAAGACAAUAGAAAUACACAUCUAAAGAAAUGAUCUCUUUCCUCUUUCUUUGUAUUAGACAUUAAAUUUGAGCUCCUUUGUAGUUAUUUGACGAGUAGUUUUACUGUGCUGUGCUUUUAUUGCACCUGUCUUUAAUUAACCAAUUGUUUAUAAUUAACUUCUAUUUUGAAUUUAUUUUUAGUUUACCUCAAUCUUAUUGAUUUAGAUAUAGUUUUUAACCUUUCCUAGCUUCUGUGGCGCUUUGCUUGUAUUGAUAUUGGUUUGAAUUAGGAUCUCUGACCCAAAACAACAAAAACAAUUACAAUAGAUCACUCAAGGAAAAUAACAAAUAGAGAUUCAGUAUAUGGAAAGUUCUCAGUCCAUAAACUAUGUAACCGUGGGAAAGGAACAAAAAUAAAAUGUAACUGUCCUUAGAAACCAAA